UUGCUCUAGGGACUGCUCCGCGGGCCCCCAGCAUGACUCCGAGCCCCGCGCGGUGUCCUGGGAACAGCCUAGCCCAGCUCCCGACGUCCACCUCCACUUCCAGCAGGAAGUCAUUACGCGACUGACACAUUUUCAUCAGAUUUCCUCUGAUUUACCGUGAAGUGUAUGUGAGAAUGAUGUGCACUGCCAAGAAAUGUGGAAUUAGGUUCCAGCCUCCGGCUGUUAUCUUAAUCUAUGAGAAUGAAAUGAAGGGGAAAAGUCGCCAGCGCAUCAUGCCAGUCCGAAACUUUUCAAAGUAUUCAGAUUGCAGCAGAGCUGCUGAACAAUUAAAGAAUAAUCCACGACACAAGGGUUACCUGGAACAGGUAUCCCUGAAGCAACUAGAGAAGUUAUUCAGUUUUUUACGAGGUUACUUGUGGGGGCAGAGUUUGGCAGAAACAAUGGAACAAAUUCAGCGGGAAACAACCAUUGAUCCUGAGGAAGACCUGAACAAACUAGAUGACAAGGAACUUGCCAAAAGGAAGAGCAUCAUGGAUGAACUUUUUGAGAAAAAUCAGAAGAAGAAGGAUGAUCCAAAUUUUGUUUAUGACAUUGAAGUGGAGUUCCCACAGGACGAACAACUACAGUCCUGUGGCUGGGACACAGAGUCAGCUGACGAGUCCUGAUAACCAAAAACUAAAAAAAAAAUUAUCAGGUAGUAGAAAAUCCAUGUUUAUACAAGACCAUAGAUUGGUUGUAGAAAAAUCUGUAAAGAACACUAUGCAUAUUGGUUCACGUUUGGAUUGACCAUGUUACUUUU
Eubalaena glacialis (North Atlantic right whale) is the source of this 799-nucleotide messenger RNA. It is a transcript of the gene CEP19, whose product is annotated as centrosomal protein 19. The transcript is spliced from 3 exons. Gene Ontology annotation, biological process: trans-Golgi to periciliary membrane compartment transport; microtubule anchoring at centrosome. The record is from RefSeq and is a predicted model, not a curated record. Gene Ontology annotation, cellular component: ciliary basal body; spindle pole; centrosome. NCBI's taxonomy places the organism in Eukaryota, Metazoa, Chordata, Mammalia, Artiodactyla, Balaenidae. The coding region runs from base 174 to 665 and encodes 163 amino acids.